Molecule: messenger RNA, 849 nt
Organism: Mesorhabditis belari
Lineage: Eukaryota; Metazoa; Nematoda; Chromadorea; Rhabditida; Rhabditidae
Source: the annotation of a GenBank genome assembly
AUGUGGUGGGCGACGGCAGCCGCUUCAACAGCACUCUUGCCACUCAUCGCGGCAAUCGGAUGUGGAAAAAAGAAAAACAAGCGCGUUCCAAAUGAGCCGAUCGAAAAAGCCGAGUGGCCGAGCACGAACAAGCCGGAAUCGCAAGCCAAAGCACAAAAGUCCGAGGCCAGAUGUGCCUGCUGUGCCUCCUGCGCCUGUUGCGCCUGUUGCGCCUGCUGCGCCUGCUGCAAACCAGCUGCGCCUGCUACAAACCAAAAUGCUCCGAAACCACUAGGACAAUGUGAAAUUGCUGGAACUCAUGGUCCUAACCAGAAGUUGGCUGGAAUCGGCGGAGAAUGCUUUGGAGACAGAGGUGGUGGUGCUGCUCCCGGUGCUCCAAGUGGAGGACCCAAGGCACCACAACAAGGCGGAGUAGUAGGUACUUACGACCCAAACUAUCAGACCUUGGCUGGCAUCGGUGGCGAUUGUUUCGGAAACGACAAGAAUAAGGCGUCAGGAGCUGGAGCUGGACCUAAGGCACCACAACAAGCUGGAAUUGCUGGCAUCCAUGAUCCUAAUUACCAAACGCUGGCCGCAGUUGGAGCCGAUUGCUUUGGACAAGACAAGAAAGCUGCUGCCAAGGGGCCUGCAGUACCGGCCAACAAAGCUGCCGUUGCUGGAACACACGAUCCUAAUUACCAAACGCUGGCCGCAGUUGGAGCCGAUUGUUUUGGUCAAGACAAGAAAGCUGGACCCAAGGGACCCGCAGCUCCAGCAAACAAAGCCGCCGUUGCAGGUACCCACGAUCCAAAUUAUCAAACUUUGGCUGGAGUCGGCGGCGAAUGUUUCGGAAACGACAAGAAGAAGAAA